Molecule: messenger RNA, 4538 nt
Organism: Pseudophryne corroboree (corroboree frog)
Lineage: Eukaryota; Metazoa; Chordata; Amphibia; Anura; Myobatrachidae
Gene: TMEM221
Product: transmembrane protein 221
Exons: 4
Coding region: 252-1202 (316 amino acids)
Source: RefSeq, a predicted model, not a curated record
UAGGAAAAGAGGUUAUCCUUCUAGAAUUCCCUCUCUUUUUCUACAAAUGUUAUAUAUAUAUUAUUUUCCCAAUAACUCAUUGAUUAAUUGCAAGGGCUAAUUUUCAGGAAUCCAUGAAGAGGCUAAAAAAGGCAGUUUCUUUCAGGAAGUAAUGAAAAAACAAAUCACUAUAUGUGAAUGUGACAAGUAUUUUUGGGAGAAAAGGAAGGAAACUUUAUACACCAUAUUCCCUCUCUUCUGCAAACAGAAAAAUGCCUUCUCACUACAGCCAGCAGUCCAUAAUAGUCCUGGCUCUCUUUGGCAUUCUGGCUUCCAUCAUGGCUUCGCUUUCGGUCAUCCUAAUCUUCCAGAUUCAGACUGCAACUAAACAGGGGGAGUUCAGCGCUGGCCUGGGCGAAGGGGCUGGUAGGAUCUUACUGCCAGCUUCAGCAGUACUAGCUGCUCUGUGUCUUGCAGUGAACACUAGUUGCCUCCUGCUGUGUCUGCUCCAAUCAUAUUUCACUGCAGAGGUGUGCCGUGAGGACCCAGAAUCCAGCAGGUGCGACUGGUUCCUGUUAGAUAACCGGAGUAUUCGUCAAUCCGCUGUCUGCCUGUUCUGCCUUGGAAUUUCAUUAUAUUUAGCAGCGCUCUCCCUCUACAUGCUGAUCCUGUUUGAAAUUGAGACGGGAAUUGCCAGCUCCUGUAUACUCAGUUUGGGCUCUAUAUUUAUGAUCGUCACCGUAGCUCAAACUCUGCACAAAGCCUCCCAGGUCACCUGCCAGAAUCAUGACCAUGUACCAAGCACUCUCUAUGAAAAUGACUCUGCUCACGAGAGGGACCUUAAUGACUCUACACCCUCCUCCGAUCUCAACAAUGAUAAAGAUAUGUCACCAGUGCGCCCACGCCCUGAGAUCCAUCGUGAAUUUUCCUACCCUCCAUUUCUCCAGCAGCAGCAGAAACAGCAACUGCAACAACAACAACAGAAACUGCAGCCUCUUUCACAAUCAUUCAACAAUGCCCCAUGUGUGGUGAAACAGAGCGGAAGUAUGUGCAACAGCACCAGAGAUGAGCGCUAUAACAUCCCCAGAAUGCAACGGACUCUCUCUGUUGAAUCUGGGCUUAUGCAGCCAAACUCCAAGCCCUGGAAUGGAGUAAACCAGGAAAUGAGAACAAUGGUAUUAAGGAAACCAGGAGUGAUAGGGAAAGACUCUACACUAGUAUGAAUAUAUCAUGGCCCUACCAAAGUAUGUACAGAGACAUUUACAUUGUGUGUGCCCAUGUUCCCAAGACAUUAGUGUAGACAUGGGGGGUAUUUUUACCAAGACUGUUUUUUCAAAGCUGACAACUGUUAACAGCUUUAAGGGCUGGAUAUAAAAGGGGCAAUUGUAACACAUACAAAACAAGUCAGAUUUUGCUUGCAUUAAGAUUAUUAAUUGCCCUAUUAAACCCAGCCCCUCAAAGCCACACAUAAUGGGGGUUAUUCAGAGUUGUUAGCAAACCAAGUUAGCAAUUGGACAAAACCACGUUGCACGGCAGGUGGGGCAGAUGUAACGUGCAGAGAGAUUUAGAUGGGUUAUAUUGUUUCUGUGCAUGGUAAAUACUAGUUGCUUUAUUUUUACACUGUAAUUUAGAUUUCAGUUUGAACACACCCCACCCAAAUCUAACUCUUACUGCACAUGUUACAUCUGCUCCCCCUGCAGUGCAACAUGGUUUUGCCCAAUUGCUAACUUUUUUGGUAUGCUAACAACUCUGAAUAACCCCAAUAUACCCUUUGGCAGGUCUGGCCAACCUGUGACUCUCCAGCUGUUGUGAAACUACAAGUUCCAGCAUUCCUGGCCACAGUUUUGGUAUUUAGGGAAUGCUAAAACUGGGAUGUGCAGUUUCACAACAUCUGGAGAGCCAUUGGUUGGCCAGGCUUGCCUUAGGGUGUUAAUUUAGUAAAUAUGCUACAUAAAAACUGCACACAUGUAGCAUGUGCAACCAAAAAAACAAAACCUAUUUAUGAAGCUAAAGCUAUUCCAACAAUUCUAGUGUUUGUUUAAAUAAAUGAUCAAUAAGAUCAGUGGCAUAUUCCGCCAUUGGAGUUAUAAUCAACACUUUUGGAGAUUUACUUAUAAAAAGAGUUCAUGUUGGUGAAUACGCAAUUUUUUUUAUAGGAUGUAGAAACAAAGACUACAUUAGUUUACAGAAUUAUAAGUACAAUUACUUUAUUUUCAGUAGGUUUUACAAGUGGCAUAAAUACGUUAUUUAAUCUUGCAUAUUUGUAAAUGGCAGUAAAUUACUGUAUGUGGAACUCUGAUUUUACAUUUUAGUGAUAUUAAUUUUGCAGCCUCUGCCUGAGGUCAUGUGGCAAGCAGAAUUUAUAAAUUAAUUUCAGCAAUGUCUUUAUGAAACAUAAUACAUUCUAAAACAAUGGAUACAAAUUUGGGUGACACAUAUGACUACAGAGGGAAAAAAAAACCUUUACAAAUGGUAUUAUAAACAUGCCAUUUUUAGAGUUCAAAAAGUAAAACCACAUCUUCGAUGUAUAGAUUGUUACUUAUCCACUGUACACCCACAGACAACUGCCAAAACAAAGAGAAAAUAUAACAGAAGCUGUUCGAUGCCUGAACUCGUCUCCACCAGCCAUACCCCCAACUUAUUCCCUGUGGAGACCAUGGACCCCGAAAGAAAAAAAAUCUCAAUAAUAAAACAGUCCAUGUUACAGGACUAAGAAGAAUUCAGGGAACUGAUUUAGGCUCAAGGACUGCUAGAAAGAUUGAGUGGCAUCUGGUACUACACUAGACUGAACUCAGCCAUAGAAACUCCUGCAUUGCAUGAUCUAAAAUAAUUGUAUGUAUAUUUACCUGUAUACAGUCUUUGUUGUGCUGCCACUCCCUAUUAUCACACCAGGUUUAAUACCAGUCAUAAGUGCACACUUGCAUCAGCCGAUAGAAACAAAUACAAUGUUACGGCAGAUAAGAACCACUUGGCUCAUCUACUCUGCCUUUUCUUUUUUUUCAAACCUUUUGGGAACCUCUACCCCUAUUUGAUCCUACAUUCCUUGUAAGGAUAUCCUUAUACCUAUCUCAAGCAUAUUUAGAUUGCGCUACUGUUUUAGACCCUACCACUUCUGAUGGAGGCUAUACCACAUAACCCUUUCUGUUAAAUUUUUCCUUUGAACCUACCUCCAUCCAGUUUCAGCAAUGUCUCCCUCCUGUACCUUGUUAAAAACUUUAACAUAUUGAAUAUUUCUAUACAUGUCCCCCCUUUCCCCUUCUGUGCUCCAAAUUAAAUCCUUGGAUGAGGUCCUCUUCAGUCCAUAUAUAGUAUCCAUCAGUCUGAUCAAGAGCAAAUCGCAAGGGAGGAGAGUUUAGGUGCCAUUUGCACGGUUUCCAUGCUGGAACAACACUCACCCCACUUCAUGGCUAAUUAAAUUGACCCAUAAAUAUCACACUACUGUGAUCUCGACUGAAAGCUACCAAUUACAAGAACGUUUUUGAUUAUCAGCUGUGAAUGGUUUCUAAUUUGUUCUACAGCUUGCAGUUGGUUAUUUUUUUUAUUGUGUUACGUUUAUAAUACUACACUGUACUAUUAUACCACAAAGAAUUUCUAUUUUUACACAUAAAAGAGUUAGUCUACAGCACUACCUUUCUGUGUUGUUUUUCUGCUUAAAAUAUAUUUUCCUAGAUGAUGGGACUGUUAACAAGAAAAAGGAGCUUUUGUGGUAACAUAUUGAUCUCCCCAAAUUAGAGUAAGGUACUGGACAGAUGAACAUCUCUCUCGUAUGCCUACCUAAGAAUGCACAAUUACAACCCAGUUAUGCCUCUUUGGCGCAAUUGGAGAUGCCUUGGAAUGCAUACGACUGCUACACCCAUACUUGCAGAUGCUUGGUUCCAGGGCAAGUAUAAUGUGAAAUCACAAUAUGAGCUCCAUAAACAGGUAUUACUGUAUAUGAAAUGCUGCAUCAGGCCCUAGAUGUAGAAGAACUAGUCUUUAUAGCGUGUGUAUAUGCAGUAAUGUUUAACUGCAUUCCAGAUUGCUACCCAUCAACAUCACACAUGCAACUUAUGUGGGUACAGAAUGUUCAGCUUACUUUUUGCUUUAACUCUACUUUAGUGACUUUUGCUAAAAGCAAGCAUUGUAACAUUAUUCUGACACCUGGUCACUUCCACCUAAAGUAAAAGGAAGAUAUUGUCAUUCCAUUAUAAGGACAUGUCCACUUAACUGGCAUGGUCAGAUUUCAUGCAACUGCGCCGUCCCACCCUGUCCCCCAGUUUUUGACGAGGAGAUCAGUUCUGCAGAUGUGCAUAAUAUAAUGUUUAAAAAUUUCAAAAAAUACUUUCAACUUUAUUAAAUAAAAUAAAAAAAACAAUAUUGUUAAAGCUUUUGAAGGGAAAAAUCGCAGUUAAGUGGUUAAGUAAAUGCAAUGUAAACAAGAUUGUUCAUGAUAAUUCACCAAAUUAUUUUUAUAUUGUCCUCUCAUUGUUUUCCAAAUCAAGGAUAUAAAUAUAUGUGUGUACUGUAAUUUUAACCAUUGGUAAAACAAAAAUGUCACGAAUUAAUGCAUCAGGGGAAAA